Messenger RNA from Anthostomella pinea, 426 nucleotides. The record is from the annotation of a GenBank genome assembly. Lineage: Eukaryota; Fungi; Ascomycota; Sordariomycetes; Xylariales; Xylariaceae.
AUGGAUAGCCUGGGCGGGCACCCCCUGUACAGCGCUUUCCUCUUCGACACCUCUUACGCACCACACGGUCCAUUCCAUAGCGACGAUGCGUUUCUCGAUGAGGUCAUUGGUCUAUUGAAAGGCCUUAUACCUUUUACCCAUGGCGAUCUGGCGGCAGUCAACAUCAUUGUCCACAAUGGCAACCUCUCGGGUAUCAUCGACUUCGAGAAUAGCGGCUACUAUCCAGUAUGGUGGGAAUCAGCUAAAUGUUCAUUGGGGUUUUCGAAAUCUGAUGCCGAUUGGAAAAGGGCGUCGCAGAAGGAGAUCCCACGUUAUGAAGAAGGACUUCGAUGGUGGCAGUGCUGGCGCAUACUUGAGAGGAAGCCCGAGUCCGAGGAGGCUCUCAAAAUCCCGGAUAGCCUGCCAAACGCAGCCAGCACGCCCUAA